Messenger RNA from Myotis lucifugus (little brown bat), 1070 nucleotides. Its product is annotated as alcohol dehydrogenase 1-like. The record is from RefSeq and is a predicted model, not a curated record. Gene Ontology annotation, biological process: retinol metabolic process; retinoic acid metabolic process. Gene Ontology annotation, molecular function: all-trans-retinol dehydrogenase (NAD+) activity; zinc ion binding. The transcript is spliced from 8 exons. The coding region runs from base 5 to 1006 and encodes 333 amino acids. NCBI's taxonomy places the organism in Eukaryota, Metazoa, Chordata, Mammalia, Chiroptera, Vespertilionidae. Gene Ontology annotation, cellular component: cytosol.
AAUAAUGGAGCAAACUGAACUCUCCACAGACACAGCUAACAAAGUGAUUUUAUGCAGGGCAGCCAUUGCCUGGAGGGCAAAUGCUCCCCUGUCCAUUGAACUACUUGAAGUUGAUCCACCAAAGGCUUGUGAGGUUCGAAUUAAGAUUCUAUCUUCUGGGAUCUGUGGUACCGAUCUGCACAUCCUAGAAGGGAGAAACAAAGUACCUCUUCCUGCAGUUUUGGGCCAUGAGGGAGCUGGAAUCAUAGAGAGUGUUGGAGAAGGUGUAACCUCUGUGAAACCAGGAGAUAAAGUCUUAAUGUUACCUCUUCCAGAGUGCAGAGAAUGCUGUUUCUGUUUGCAUCCCAAGGGCAACGUAUGCGUGAAGGAAGAUGUUCUUUCUCCAACUGGAUUAAUGUUAGAUGGAACCAGCAGGUUUACCUGCAAAGCACAGAAGAUUCAUCAUCUUUUUGGCACUAGCACCUUCACUGAAUAUACUGUUGUGCAUGAAAUUGCAGUGGUAAAAAUUGAUGAUGCUUCUCCAAUGAAUAAAGUCUGUAUCAUUAGCUGUGAGGUGCCUACGGGCUUUGGAGCCGUGUUUAACACUGCAAAGGUUACUCCUGGUUCCACCUGUGUUGUCUUUGGACUUGGAGGAAUUGGUUCAGCCAUAGUCAUGGCAUGCAAAGCCUCUGGUGCUUGUAGGAUCAUUGGGGUUGACAUCAACGAGAAGAAAUUUCCCAGGGCAAGAGCAUUAGGAGUCACAGAUUUUCUCAACCCUCGGAACCUCAAGAAGCCUGUUCAGCAGGUGGUAGUUGAAAUGACAGGCUUUGGUGCUGACUUUGCCUUUGAGGCCAUUGGACUCAUUGAUACCAUGUUGAUUAACUCUGGGAGAACCCUGAAAGGCGGCUUUUUGGGAGGUAGGUCUUUGAUGCCACAUCACCUUUUCCAGAAACCUGGUCACCCUGCAUUGUCCUUGGCAAGAAACAAAGGAAUGAAAAGAGUACAAAAGCAGAGAUUGCAUUCCUAAACUUGUAACUGACUACCUGCAAAAAAAAAUCAACAUAGAUCCACUUAUAACGCAUACAUUCCAU